Messenger RNA from Porites lobata, 43633 nucleotides. NCBI's taxonomy places the organism in Eukaryota, Metazoa, Cnidaria, Anthozoa, Scleractinia, Poritidae. The record is from the annotation of a GenBank genome assembly.
GCUGAGACCAACUUAGCCUCUCUUAGCGGAAAAAAAGAUGGGAUCUUUGUUGAUCCCCGUAGUUUUUGCGGUUUUCUUCGCUGGCAGAAGUGUAAGUGGCCUUUUUGAAAAUGAGGCAAAAAUUCUUAGUGAUUUUAAGGCAAAAUACAACAACAGUCAGUCGGACAUAAUUUUCUUAAUGGAUGUAUCUGGCAGUGUCAGCGACUAUGGCUUUGCGUCAGAGAAGAUGUUUGUCGAGAAUCUCCUCAAUGAAUUCAGUGUUGCUCCUUACUCGACGAGAGUAGCGGUAAUAACAUUCGGCAGAUAUAUUCAGACUAAUAUCAACUACAUUGAUAUCGAUCCGUUAUCACUUACACAUCAAAAGUGCGAGUUCAAGCCCUUCUUCCAGUACAAUGUUGUCCACCGAUAUGGCUGGGCAACUAAUAUGAAAGAAGCCUUCUCCACGAGCUCCAGCCUCCUGCAAACCGCCAUCAACAACAACCACAAAAGAUUGAAUGUGCACACAGUCGCCAUGUUGAUCACCGACGGUUAUUGGAAUUAUGGGGACCCAAGGGAUAACGCUAACAUACUGAAAAAUAACUAUAAUGUGGAUCUCUUCGCAGUAGGUGUAGAUGGUUAUAGUGAUUGGCAGUUGAAAGCACUAGCGACCAGUAGUGACCAUGUUCUCGAGUUUGCAACUUUUACGAACUUCCGAGAACUUGCAUUGUAUAUCAGAGGAGGUAGGAAAUGUUACUAAUACAUUUUAAAAAUACUCGGCGUAUAUUGUGUUCCCCUUUCUCUAACGUUACGUCAAUUCGCAUCGUUAGUUGUGAAAUAUUGUUAAUAAAAGCUUUUACAGAUUAUUUAUUCAAGAUUAUUUUGUUCCAUGCCAUUUUAUUUUAUUUUAUUUCAUUUCAUACCAAUAAAACACCUACCCUUGAAAGGUAUUGCGUUCAGUUAGAACAUAAAAAUCAGUUGAUUUUUUCGUCGACAUUCAAUGAAAAGCAGCCCACCAACAUUUUUUUUAUUUCAACACAGGUAAAAUUUGCCUAAGAGUAGGUCUGCGUACGCAUCGGUUUCCGUGUCAAAGUAUUGUAAUAAAGUAAGCCUUUGAGGAUGCUAAAAUGGAUUCACUCUAAACGAUGGGGCCUAAACCGAAUUCCUCUGUCAGUAAUUGGUAUACGGUAAGCAAAGGAAGAUUCAGGAAUGUAUCUCGGUUAAGCACUCAAAAGUUAAAAAAACUGAAACGCAUCCCUGGAAACUGUGUCAUAAAAAGAUCUUUACUGUUUAAAAGGCAUAUGAAUUCAUGUUCUAAUUAACCACAUUCAUCUUUCUUUUUUCGCCAAAAAAUAACUGUAUUUGAAAAAAGAGUAUUUAUUUAUUAUUACUAUCAUUAUUUUUACAAUUGAUUUAGUUUUUGUGUGCGAUAGUAGUUUACUAGUUGGCGUUAACUUAGGGUCUUUUUUAAGCAAUUUUUUUAAGCAAUGUUAAGAUUUUCUUUCUUAAACAUUUUGUUCUAUUUGAUGUGUUGGUGUUUUAUAUAGAUUUCCUUAAUACUAUAAAAUACAUGGUAUUUUAUUAAACGCUUUUUAAGUAUUUUUCGAUAAGAGGUAAGAGACUGAACAACUAUAACAGAAUAUGGUACUAGAUGGAUGUAAACAAACUAUAAAUGUCUUUUAAAAUGGCUCAAAAUAGCCGUCUGUACACAGGCUAGCUCAAAAUAACUAUAACAACCUUUUAAAGACUUUUUAGUUCCAUCAAACCGACUUUUAAAUCGGUUUGAAAAAUUGUAGAUCAAACAUUGACAGAUUCAUAUCUCAUAAGGCACAACAAAAGCUGUUAUCGUUUUAAGUUCAAACAAAUCUAUUGAGAAAGGGCUGAAAAAGUGGCUCCUCUAGAAAUACAAAACAAAAAUCACGCAGGGUCUGUAAGUGUACGGAGUGGCACGUAAAGAGAUUAAAUUACAGGGAUUUUUUUCAAGUUUUGAAAAGUUGCAAUUUGGUUUUGCUACAAAUACUAUAAAAAUAUUUUUUUACCCUUUUGUGUGAAAAACACAAUUUUUUUUUUAGAAAUACUGAUUAACAUUACAAUUCUGAUGGAGGCUUCAAUUAUUUCCUUGUUUAUUAGGUAGCCAAUAAAGAAUUUUAAAACCAAAGACGUUUUUGAACGACACACGUUAACCGAAAGUGAGUAGUUUUCCCUCGCAACAAGACAUGACGCUACCAAUUUUGUAUUCUCAGCUGCUUUUUUUUUUUUUUUCUCAUACAGACGAUUUACCCAAAAAUGUGGUCAACAUCAUGCCCCAAGAUUGCAAAAAUCUUCUUCCGGUUGACGUGCGUCGCUCAAAAAUGUCGUUGCUUCAACUCCCUAAUAACAAAUUUGUGAUCCAAGAAAAAACGAAAAAGUUGUACCUUUUUUCUUCCUUGUCUUACUUGGGUAUUUGCUAUUUUCCUUUUCCCAGAUGCCCACGAUAACAUUUUUAUGCCAGUGACGAGCAGCAAAUGCACUACGGCCAAUGGCUGUGAUAUUAAUGCUUUCUGUGCCUGCGGUACGGUCAGUGGAAUAUACCAGUGCGUCUGCAAACAAGGGUAUUAUGGUGCUGGAACCCCUGGACAUUGCUAUCGUAAGUUAUCGCAAUCAGGUCCAGAGAAAUUGAGGAUAUAUGGUCAGAACCUUGUAUGAGGGGUUGGGGGAAGGAGAUUUGCUUGUGCUAUUCAGUCAAAAACAGUAAGAAAUGCAAAUUUGUCCCAAGAGUCUUUCUAAUGACUUUGCUUUAGCUUUGGCCUGUGCCAGUCUCUCACAUACUUGGGAGGUCACAAAAACAUUCAGCCAGGCGAGAAUAUUGUUGUGGGGAGGCCAAGCUGAGAUGGAAAGAAAUCCCGGGUAAAAGGAUUUCACUUGGUUUGGUUUGGCAAAUAGGUCAACUUUUUUUCUAACAUAAACGCUCGCUAGUGUUGACAACUUUUUUCAAUAUAAACAGGCCCUAAGACCACCUGUCCGUGUGUGAAUAACCGAUAAAUCCCGUGUUUUGUAAUCGCUUUAAUACCAAGUACAUGAAAAAACAGGUGCAUGCCAAAAAAAAUACAAGUAACGUGCGAUUUUCUUCUACACUAAAGGUGAUGUUACACGGGACGAUUCGCAAUUUUUAGCGCAACACAGCAAUGCAAUGCUGGAACAGUGUUGCAACUAUUCGAAACAAUGUUGCAACAAUGUUGCAACGCUGUGUUGCGCUAAAAAUCGUCGUUGCGAAUCGCUCGUGUAACCUCACCUUAAUAGUGUAUACUGUCAUACAAAGUUGAAGAGACAUUUUUCUGCAUUACAUGAAUACCUCCUUAAAUGUAAGAAAGGCGUAUGACUUAGUUUAAAGGCCGAUUUAGACGGCACGAUCAUUUGCUUUCGACUAUCGUGUGCAACUAGCAUACGUCAUGACUUCACGACAGAUCGUGUUGUGUGAAUUAGACACACGACAUUCGUACGACACAUGUGGAUUUCGUAAGUGAAAAUUGUGCGCGUGUGGAUGGUCGAAAGUCAUGGCGUAUGCUAGUCGCGCACGAUGGUCGUAAGCAAAUGACCGUGCCGUCUAAAUCGGCCUUAAAGGUGAUGUUACUCGAGACGAUUCGCAACGAAGAUUUUUAGUGCAACACAGCGUUGCAACAUUGUUUCGAAUGGUUCCAACAUUCUUCCAACAUAGCAACGUUGCGUUGCGCUAGAAAUCGUCAUUGCGAAUUGUCCCGUGUAACAUCACCUUAUGCAAGAGAGAAUAAUGGGAGGGAUAGGGAAACAGCCCUUGGGAUAUCAGUUAAUUUUACCAAAGUUAUUUUUAGACCAAUUAUAAGUUUAAAAUUUAUCGGAAGUUGAUUUCCGGAGAGGUCCGCAAACUUGUAUUUAGAUGUUGUCAAGUCUUCCUUUAAGCGAAUGUGAUGUUAAAACACAAAUGUAUACAAAUUAUGUUCAUGUCAACUCCUUUCUUGUUUUAAUUAUUCCUUAGCCUGCAUCCGCGGCACGUACAAAACGUGGGCGACUCCAAGUCAGUGUACUGCAUGUCCUGAGAAUUCCACCACAGUUAAUAGUGGUAGCACUCUAAUAGAUGAGUGCAAUUGCUGGACUGGAUACGAGGGGAAUCCAAAGACUGGCGUCGCUUGCACACGUAAUUAUCUUAUGUACCUUUUAACUGCCACUUGUAAGCUCUGGGUUUAUACAUCUUCGUUAGGGGUUUUCGGAGGGCAUAUAACCUUUCAGUAAAAUCCAACCAGUGGUCUUUUAUCAAUGCUGCGUUCUGAUUGGUUGAGCUACUACUAGGCUAUAUGUUAUAGCCCACUAGUAGCGAAAGCGCCGGCUUUGAAAACCAAAAUAAUGGCGGCUGAAUCGUGUUUUGCUAGCUAAAGUUGUUUUCUUGCUAUUUUUUUGACCAACUAGUUGGAUUUUACAAAAACAAUUAUUCCUCUCGCCUUUAUGGCCACUGAGUCAAUAGCCCAUGAGGCGGAACUCGAAGGCCGAGUGCUUGGAAUCAAUGUAUAGCACUGCUGAUCAAAAUACGCUUUUUGAAAGACGUCAAAAUAAAUCAAUUUCAUUUGAGUACAUUUGGCUUGUAAUCAGAUGUAUUAUUUUUGUUCACAGGUUGAUGGGCCUAAACUUGAUGGGGGAGGCUAACAAGUUCGGGGGCUUAUAAACCAUUGUUUACGCUAGGCCAAAAAAAUGGAAUUUGUUUAGUGUUUAUAAGCGUAUUUUUUUUUAUUUCAUUCAUUCAUUUAUUAAUAAAUAAAUUUAUUUAUUUAUUUUUAGAAUGAAUGAGUGUUGGGUCAGUUCAUUACUGUUUGUCUUACAAGUUUUUGAUCCGGCACAAGAGACCAUUUCUUGUUUAUGUGUUCGUUCAUUAAUUCCACUGAGGCACGCGCUGUUUUACCUUUGUAAUUCACACGGUGAACGCGUAUAUAUCGUGUUAAUAAUCAGUAACCUGGAUCUAGCAGCGGCUUAUGCACUAAUUUCCCCAAAACCCGAUAUUUAAAAUGUAUUUAAACGCACGGGAUUCUUUCUCCGAGAUCGACUGUACUGACUGUUGGCGAGACUGUAAAUUUUUCAUUUUCAUGCAAAUAAAAUUCAUGAACGUGAGGAUUUUUGGAACUAGGAAGUGGCCAAUUGUAAACAAUUAUUGGAUGAGUUUUUUGUGAUACCUAGAAUAAUCAAGGUCUCGGUAAGUGAGACACCUUGAUUACUUAGGAUAUCACAAAAACUGAAAGUAAUAAUUGUUUUUAUUAUACAUUGUUUUGAAGAAAAUAACGACAAACAAACCUUCGCAAGGAACAUGAUUUGAUAUUGUUAUUGGAAACCAUGCUUUGCGAGCACAACCUACAGGUUAGUCAAUUAUCUGCUAGCAGAUAACUAACAAAUCUGUAGGUUGCGCUGCAUUUACAGUAUUAACUGUAGGCUCUUAGCCAAUGAGAAAACAGAUAGUGAGUACAGUGUAUAAUAAUGAGCGUAAUUUGCCAUCCAUAAUAUUAUUAGAAUUUAGACAAAAUGUACCUGAAAUUAUUGCCUAAUUUCACUUUUCACCAUAUGAUUACACAUACUAAUAUUGUUCAUUGCUCCUAAUUUGUAUAGGUAAUAGCAUGAUUAGUCGUGAUAUUUAGCAUAAAUACCAUGAGUGAUAUUUCAAAACUGUUAUACGUAAUUAUAGUGAAAUUUGAGACAAAUUGAAACAUCACGAGUGGUAUUUAUGCCAAAUAUCACGUACAAAUCAUGCUAUAAUUUGUUUAUACUACUACCCGCAUAAGGUUUGAAAUUUUCACAUGUAGGUAUUUCAAAUUAAGCUGAAAUAGUACUGCUCUAAGCCAAUCAAAUUGCAGAAAUUUCUCGUGAUAUACAACAACUGCAUUGGCUUAGAGCAGAGGUAUUUCAGCUUAAUUUAAAAUACCUACAUGUGGAAAUUACAAACCUUUUGCGGGUAGUAGUAUAAACAAACAGUAGCAUGAUUUGUACAUGAUAUUUGGCAUAAGUACCACUCGUGAUAUUUAAAAAUUGUCACAAAUUUCACUCGCCUAACGACUCGUGAAAUUACGUAUAACAAAUUCGAAAUAUCACUCGUGGUAUUUAUGCCAAAUAUCGCUACAAAUCAUGCUAUUACCUAUACUAAUAGUAUAACACAUACUAAUAUUGUUCAUUGCUCUUAAUUUAAGACAUGACUGUGAUUUUCUAUUUGUAAUAAAGCUGUCCAGUGUGAACAACUAGCGGCUCCAGCAAACGGCGCUUUCAGGGCUGCCUGUGGAAAUACUUUCUCCAGUGUCUGUGAAUUCCAGUGCAAUGAUGGUUACAAUCUAGAAGGUUCAAGCACUCGAACAUGUCAAAGUAACAAGGCUUGGAGCGGCACACCAGCACGGUGUGAGAGUGAGUACUGAUUUCGUUCGAUCGAAAAUCCUUUCCUUAGCUUAGCCUGAUUUUCGCCAAUUAUUUCAUCAGAACAGGUGAUGUUACUCUAGAUUUCACAUCGUUUACUAGGAAUUUGUGGGUUCUAGUUUUUUGCGAUUAAUUUAACAUUCUUAUGUAUGAACUGGCUAGCGGGCAAUUCUGCCUGUCAGCCCGCGGGAUAGCAAGGAUGAAACGCGAAUAAUUUAACAUGUACUUUGAUCAAGAGAGGACAGAUAAUGAAUUACGGGUGUUUCUAUUUGAGGGUCUGGUUGCCUUGUUCACUUGCAAUUACCCGGAUUUGGUGAAUCAACGAUCGUGUCAUUAGACUCUGAUACCAUGUUUGGUUUUCAUCAGGAAAACUUCGCAUUCGGCACCUCCAUACCACUCCACUGCCCUAAAUUUCGCCCCAUGUAAUUCGCCCCAUUUGGCACUUCCCCAUGCAAAGUAAUCUGGAUUCCAAAAUCCGAAAUUUUUGCUUGUGGAAUCUAGAAUUCCGGGCUUUGAAUAACGUGGAAUUGAGCGCAAGCAUUCUGGAAUCCCGCUAACGAUUGGAAUCCGUAAUACAAGCUCCUACUGACAAGGAAUGUGGAAUCCGGUCAGGAAAUUAAGAAAAAGCGUGAAAUCCAGAAUCUUGGAUUACCUUGUGUGGGGCGCCUGAGUGGAUCAGUUUUGCAAGCUUUAAAGGGAAAAACGUUUAAAGCGAUCUCAACAGUAUGUUUUACGCUUUGUUGCAGUCAUUACCUGUGCAGUGUUGCCACAGCAGGCCCAUGGUACUAAGACAUGCACAGGGAAGGGGUCCGAAUACAAUGAUCAGUGUACUUUCACUUGCGAUGUGGGCUACGAAAGGAAGGGCAGCUCUGUAAGAACAUGUCAAGCCGAUGGCCAAUGGUCAGGAACUCAAGCCACUUGCGAAGGUACAUUUGAGAUAGUACUGAGGUCUUUUGCACACGACCGAGUUAUGUUGAGUGGCUAUGAAACUUCUCAGAUGAUCUCCAGUCACAUAAUAUACAACAAUCACAGUUCAUUCCUAGCUUUAUAUAGCAGCUGUAAAGGCGUAAAAAUUGAGAAGUUUGGCAUCUUAUUGAACCCGACAGUGGUUUCUCAAAUAUAAGAAAAGAUCAUGUUUAAACUAAAGCAGGUUGCUGAUAUUCUUCUUGGAAAAAAACCUUUCUUGGGAGCAACCAAUAUAUUAAUUUAAACCUCGGAUCUUGUGGAUUUGUUACACUAAACGAAAAGAAAAAAAUUAAAAAUUAACUCUAUAUUUUGAUAGCACCAUUCUCGGUACCGAAAAAGAUAAAAGAUGUUUUUUUUCACAAGAAAACCCCUAGUAAUAAGCACUUUUUGGACUGCAUGCGCGCAUCUUUAGCUCUAUAAAAACUUUAAGUCCAGGUCUAGAUAUAAUUAAAUUAAUUCUCUCGGAAUUUCCUUUCUCAGUUUUUAUAUUUUUGCGAAAAAGGGCACACCGUUAAGGACUCAAGAAUACGGAUUUGAUAAUUAUUAGAAAAACACACAUAUCCUGUGAAAACUGAAGGGGAAGAGCUCCUCCAUACGUAAAAAAGGCACUUACACAAGGUAUCAUGAUUAAUGGUUUGCGUUUGCUGAUUUUGCAGCCCGUCAGUGCCCCGCCUUACGUUCACUGGCAUUUGGCACAGUAGAACCCGUCGAUUGUGUAACGACUCCACAGCCCUACCAGCGAGGAUGCGUUAUGAGAUGUGUUGUUGGUUAUGUCAUGACUGGAGAUAGUCCUUUGACCUGUGGCGCCGAUGGCACGUGGCAAGGAACGUUUCCAUCCUGCAAUGGUACUACUUUUUCUUUUGUAGUGUACAAUAAUGCUUAAUUCCCCAACAGGCCCCUUCAAAGUUAAACGAUCACACGCAAACUGGUGUUUUGGCACAGAGAGAAGUUUAUUGUAAAGAAAACUGACAGUCAAACAAGUGAUCGGCUCCUGUCAAACGAUGAGAAUAAUUAACUUUUCUGCCAUCGUCAUUCAGAACAAUCUAGGGUUGGUGGGUGGGAAAGCAAUCUGGUAGCACGCUCCACUAACAAACGACCAACAAAAUUAAGAAAUGGUAAACGUGCAGCGUGCAACCAUGGAGUUAUGGAUGCACGCGGGAGGUUGCUAAGAACGAAAGAAGCGUAAGAGUCGCACGAGGCGAUAGCCGAGUGCGACUCUAGCUUCUUGGGUGCUUAGCAAACCUCCCAAGUGCAUCCAUAACUCCAUGGUUGCACAGCUGCAACGUUUACCAUUUCUUUUAUAACAUAAUCAAAAGAGAAAAACAUUAUUUUCCAUUUGCCUUCGGUUCGAGUUCAUGAAUGCUGCCAUCUGUCCGCUCGUAAACAAAUCAUGUUCUAUGUUUUUCAAAAACUUGCCUCUGAGUUCUUCUUUCGCUGAAUCAACCGUUCUCCGUCUUAAUGUAAAUUGCAAAACGUUUUUCGGUGUUAUUCUCAUGGCAUCUGUCUAGUUGCUCUUAAUAUUAGGGUAAAAACUUUGAGGGAAAACUAUAGCUGCAACUUUAAACACCAACUAACACGACUCUUAAAAAUCAGCUAAAACUAAAUAAAUGAAAUAAUUAUCAAGCUUAUUUAUGUGACAAUUUUUGAAAUACACGUAAAGUACAAAUGAGAAAAUUCAACUGUAAUUCCUUUAGAAUAACAGGUAACACUAAUUGUAAAAAGAAAUUAACUAGCUUUGUAUCGAAAUCUGUCUGGGGAAAUCCAGCUAUGAAAGUCAAAGUUGAACGUGAAACUCGCCGACACACAGGCGGCGCUGAAGCUGUUGUUUUUCGACCGUUCUGAUCGACUGUUAUGAAUGAACACUGAGGAACAAAGUGAUACACACACAGGUUAUUUUUGAAAAAAUCUAUUUGAAAAUCCAAAUGUUUCUGUACUCAAAUGAAAUUCGCUUAUUCCAGCGUAAUGUGCCCGUUUAAACUCAACUAAAAUUUUAAUCGAUGCGACGAAAACUUCACAACAAAGCUGUCUCGAAUUUGAGCGUGUUUCCUAAAAUAAUUGCUUGAAUUUAGCAUCAGCUUGGCCAAAAAGUCAAUAACACAAUGCUAAUUGAUAAAUUUACAUUUCAAACAGACUUUCUCUUCUAUAAAAAACACACAAUAUGUACCUUAAAUCUUCGCUGGCUCGAUUUCCUUCAGCCGAUUCUAGCCGCAAGGAAAACAGUGAUUAAUUCAUCCAGGGCAAAUUUGUCGCUUGAUCUUUUGUAUUUUUUCCUUCAAAACGACAGCUUAGUAUUUUCUUCAACUUCCACUUUUCAUCUGUGCAUUUCAUCGGUGUAUUUUACCGUUGGGAGAGGAGAAUUGUUGAAUUUGCCUAAAUUUUACCGCGCUAGCUCAGUCUCUUGGCGUGCACCCACGGGCAAAUGGUAGUGGCUAACUGACCAAUCAGAGCGCGCGAUUUACUUUUGUUAUGUUAUAAAGAGUAAUAUGAUAAGCGACAAUCUUCUACCUAGUAGAAGGUGCCGUCGCAGAAUUACUCCCUUUAGGUCCGUCAAUGCCCAAAAAGGGCAAACUUGAUCACGUUGCUAGCUAUUCGUAGCAACUAAUUUAAAGGGGAUCCUGGUUUUGCCUGGUUUAUUAUAUUACUUAUACACCCAGUAAUGCACUGAUAACCAAAAGACUGUUUUUUUUUUGUUUUUUUUACUGCUAGAUGUAUAUAUCGCGACAGAAAACUAGUGAGAGCUAAAGCCACUAAACUAGGUUCGAAUUUAUAUACAUACUGCUAGGACUAGAAUAGACUGCUUGCAGUCCACCUUUUCUCUUAAAAUCCGUCUAGUCCUUAUGUCAUCCAGCGCGAUUGCAAACCACGACGUUAUUAUUAUAAUAAGGGAUUGAGACGAGACGAGAAAAGACGCUUUGCCGCUCGCAUGCUUAGGUUUCGCGUGCAGUAACUUUGCAAAGAAAAAUAAGAGACUGCUCGCCGUCUAGGACUAGAAUGUCGUUAUGUGCUUAUGCGGAAUGAUAGAAAUAUGAACUGUAGCUAAGUUUAAAAGCCUUUAGUAAAUUGCCUGUCAUCUAAUCUAUCCGUGCUUGUAUUUUCCUUUAGAUAACCAACCACCUCUAAUAACAUGCCCUGCCGAUAUAUAUAACGGAACAGACCCUGAGCGUCCAACAAGGACAGUAACUUGGAGCGAUCCAGUGGUCAGUGACAACUCAGAAUUGCACGAUCCAUUAGCCACACCAACUGUUGUAAAGUCGCUCAAUAUCGCCUCCCCUUACGACUUCCCCACCGGUACAACGCGUAUUACCUACACGGCCACAGACAAAAGCAACAACUCAGCAUCGUGCGUUUUUACCGUAACUAUUAUUGGUAAGUAAAAUCAGGGGCACCCAACGUCAAUUUUGGGAAAAUAUCUGUUCGGAAGACGAUUUGAGGUCUAGAAUUUUCGGAAUAUUUGUUGUAAAAUUUUUUGCUUGCCUGCCUCUUCUGGGAUUUUCGAACAUCUAAAAAAUGGUAUAAUUGCCCAUUUUCAACGGAUUUUUACCCUAAAAAGGUCACCUAGAAUUUUCGGGACCCUUUUUUCUGGCUGAAAUUUUCGAAAUGGUAAGUUUUGAUCCCUAUAAUUUUCAGAUCACUAGACUUUCAGCUAGGACAUCCGAACAGAUGAAAAAUUUUUAGGGGAUAAAAAUAUGCCUUUAUCUACCGUUUAAAUACUGAAAUACGUUCAACAAUGCCAUGUUUAAGUGUUUUGAACUAUAUUCUCGUUGGGUGCCCUUGUAAAAUUCACAUUUAUGUUAUCAUGCUUGCAUGUCGUAAGGUGUUAAUUUUGAAACCACGUUCGUGAAUUCAUUUUGAGACAGUAAUCAUCGAUUCUACUAAAGCGAGAAACUGUCUAUAAAAAAUGCUCUCAAAACAUUUGCUUCAGACUAAUAGUGUCGAAUCGGAUUUUCGUUUACACAUUGAAGCGACUUACCAAUUCCAGCUCAGGUGAAUUUUUCUAAUAGACUUGGCGAACUUGUUCAUGCAGCGAGACUGUAAAGAUGACCUUAAGUGCAUGGAUUACAAAAAGAAGUUAACGGCUUUACCUAUUAAGGUUGGCUUUACCUAAAUAAAAAACGUUUAUUGGUUAAACAAGGCAGGACGAGGCUGAAUCUAGAAUUGUGACGUAGAAAGACCUUACUGAUUUAAAUUGUAUCAACCUGCUUUUUAGUAAGUCGCUUGAAAGAGAGCAAAGAGUGUGACUUAAAUAUAUUUAGCCCUUCUUAUUUGAAAUGAAUGUCCAUACUUUCCAAUAAAUACAUACAUAUUUAUAAUUCUAGAUCUUCCAAAGCACUGUCAAAAAUAUUGUCGUAAACUUCGAUUGCAUUUAUUCCAGACGUUGAAAUCAAAUAUUCAUAUCGAAAUGUAAAGAAUAAGAGCGCGGGUCCUGGCUAGCAAACUACUCCAUUUUGUUUCACUAACUGAUAGUUUUAUCAUGCUUGAUGCAAAACUAUUGAAACCUCGAUCUUUUAUGUAAACGGAGACAGCUUACCGGGCCCGUUAAUUAUCGGGACUUUCGAGAAACGGGCCCCUGGAACCGGAUGAUCAGCGGUACCUCUGGAGAUGGAAACUGAUAAGUGGAAGCUUGUGAGCGGGAAGUCUUAAAUCAGUAAAUCCUUCCCCCUGUCAAAAGAUAUAGCCAAAAAACCAUUGUCCAAGCAUAAUCAAUUGCCCCAGGCCUCUUUAAAAAACUACUUCAGACCAAUUCAUCUCAUCAUGGAUCAAUUUAGGUUUCUAGGAAACUGCCCUCAUACCCCUCCCCUAAAUCAACAUUUUGCCCUAAACGAGAGGUAAGUGUAACUGUUGGCUUAGGAGAGGGGUAGGUGGGCAGUUUCCCAGAAACCUAAAUUGAUCCCACAUUCCUUCUUAAAGAGGCUGUGUCACGGGUGUCUAGUUUAUUUUAUUAGCAUUUGCACUUCCGCAUUUCCCAUAAUGCUCCUUAUUUGCCCCCCAAAAUUUUGCAUCAGCAUUGCUUUCAAUUUAUCUUGGGAAGGCUGUAAAACCUAGGACUAAUGAAAAACAAAGCUUAUGCACAAUUUUGGGGGGGAAAUAAGGUAUGUGGAGGUGGCGUAUACCUAAUAUUACCUGUCCUUGCUUGCUGUAGAGCUUGAGAAAUGACAAAAUUUCUGCUUUAUGUCAAACAAACAUGUCUCCCAAGAAUUAUAUCAAACGUUUCAAACAACAAAAAAUGAAUGUUGAAAAACUGUUAGAGGGUAACUCAACUUGCAAUCCAUUAAUUUGUUCUUCAGAUAAUGAACCUCCCAGAAUUUACUGUCCACAAAACCAGGAAGUUAAGAAAGAGAACAGCCAGCCAACCAUUAAGGUUUAUUGGGAUCCCCCAACAUACAGUGAUAACUCCGGCCAGGCGGUCACCAUAUUCACCGAGUCAAUCAACGGGUCUGACUUCAGAACAGGUCAACAUCAAGUGAAGUACGAUGCCACCGAUCACGUGGGAAACAAUGCCUCGUGCACAUUUAUUAUCGUUGUUUCGAGUAAGUAAACGAUGCUCAUAUUAUACUGCGCUUUUUCGUUUUUGCAGGAGAAGAAUAUGCUAAGGCUUUUUUAAAGCUCCAGAAGCUUCUUUUGUUUUGGUCAGUUUUGAAAACGAAAUGGUCGGUCAGCCUCUAUAUGGGUUAAGGCCGUGAAGAUUUACGUGUUUUGUGGCUAUGGCUAUAGCUACAGCUUAAUUCCCAAUUCCCUUGGAUUUGACCUUACUUUAAAUCAUUUUUAUUAGGAUAACUCGACAACUCGAAUUCCCUGCUAACUCGAACUAAUUUUCGUUUCCCUUGGUCAAGAUUUCACUGAAAUUUACGCCGAUAACUCGAAUUCUGGUUAUUGCAACUCACCACGACUGCCAUCCCUAUAGCUUUUCUUGUCGCGUAAUCGGUAAAACACCUAAAACUAACACAACACAAUUUUUGCAACGAGUGCAGAUCACGUAUUUGACAAUCAUUUCCCUGUAUUAUCUGGAAAAAAUGUAUAAACGUGUUACCAUUUCUGAUGAGACAAGUUUAAUUUGCGCUCUGCUGUAUACCGAAGUGCUGAAAUAUAAGAUAGUGAACUAUCAAUAUAUAACAUCAUGAUGGUAAAUUGAAGAUUAAAUGGACUCCUAAAACUCGAACUACUUUUCGUGUCCUUUCAGAGUUCAAGUUACCGGGGUUCUACUGUAGUUAUCAACUGCUGAAAACAUAAGACUCACCAUUCAUUACAAUAACGACUAGCUAGUAGGUUGAUCCUUCCUAGUCUUUUUUUUUUUAAUUAAAACUGAAGUAUUCUUUUUUAUAUGUAUUCAGCUGUCAACUGCAAGCCAUACGAUCCACCAAUUAACGGACUUAUAACUUGUUCGCAUUCCGAUCUGUGGGGUGGAGAAGCUUGUACUCCUCAGUGUAACCAGCUAAAAGAAUUUGCUCGAAUCCCAGCUUCCUUCUACAUCUGCCAGGCAAGUGGUAACUGGUACAUCUGGGAUUUCCGACCAACAGUUUCACGGGAAAUGCCUUGGCCGGAUUGCACAGGUAAACACCCGGUUAGACAAUAUUUACACUGAAAUGUACCAGUCAUGGAGUUAUGUAUGGUGGGCAUUAAUUUGGAAAAAUCAGCAUAACGUCAAAACAGUGAAUGUUGUAACGCCGAUUUUUCGCCGGUUCGUAGGCUAGAUCGCGCAAAAUUCGGAUUAUAUCUAUUUUAAAGUUUUUUGUUUAUUGUUGUCAUAGUGAUAUCGAUUUUACUAAAAUCUGCAUUUUGACAAACUUCAAUUCAUAAUCAAUCACUGGUGAAAAUGUUGUAGCAAUCGGACAAGGAUAAAAUCAACUUUUAAGUGAUUGAAAAACAUCGGUAUGGUAUCCCAAAAACUGUAUCGAAACACUUUAACUCCUCUGUCACGCUUGUAAAAUAGUCAACUGAUUUGCCUCCAAAAUUUAUUGUGUCUAUUUCAAUUAUUUGUUUCCGUACUUAUUUGUGGGGCACAAUAGGAACUACUGGGUUGCCAGUAAUUGUGUUACCCCUACAGAGUCAAUUUUUGGCUCAUUGAUAUAUACUAGUUAUUGUCUAGCGCUGAGUGCCAAUAGCAAAGAUUUUAGCGAGACGCCGGCGCUGUUCAGUUUGUUUAGAAACGUCAUGAAUUACCGUUAUUCACGAAAAAUAGUUUGAACUCAAUUCGAUUGCAUAAGCCAAAAAUUACCUUUAAAGAUGUGAACUAAACUUGAAAUCCCAACUUUACAUAGCACAUUUUUCGAGAUACUGCAUGUUGCGUAAAUUUUAGUGGUUUUAUAAGCAAACUUAGAAUGCUUGAAAAACCAUAAGUCCGCGAAUAUUCCACAAACAGAUUUAUAUUUGGUCUCUUUUUAACGCUUAGGAAGUCUACUCUUUUCAGGAAAAAAAGGAUUUAUGGUGUGCCGAUGAUGCCUUCCGAAUUAUUUUGCUUCAACGACAAUAAUUUUUGUAGCGUUAUCAUUUUUCUUAGCCCGAAUAAACAGGCAAUGUAUUUGGGUAAAAUAUUUUGAACUCAAUUCGAUUGCUGGAGCAAAAAUUACCUUGAAAAUGGUGAACUAAUCUGUCCUACUGCAUAAAGAAUUUGAAAUACUGAUUUUAAAUAGCAUAUUUUUUGUAUAUUCUCUUCUCUGUUUUACGUCAUAAACGUUACCUUACACCACCUUAUGUUACAUCGCUUCGAGAUUCAUUCUGCCUUGGAACUUUCGCGCGCGGCUUUAUUAUGCUGCCGCCUCGCAGCCUCGCGUCUUCACGAGGCUGCUCGUUGGCAAUCAUCUCUAACCCUUAGGAUAUUUGCCAGUUCGAAGGUAAAGUUUUCAAGUUUCAGCAUUGAUACAACAACCUACCAAAUGAAUUAAGUUACCCCGUCCAUUGUAGAUUUGUUCGCCUUGAUCAGUAAUCGGUUAAGGGAUUGUUUACGUGACACCGAAAUGAGUUUAGUUCCAGAAUUAAGCUCGCACAGCAUUCACAUGAAAAAAUCGACCGGCUUAGCCUAAGGCGUUCUCGUUCCCGUACUUUUGUUAAAACAUCAAAUGAAAAAGGCGUUUACCGCUUUAUGCCGUUUACAGUGUUGAAGAGGUUUAAGCCAUAUUAUUAUCUUGAAACAAGAGAUCAUAAUGAGACUAUUCUUGCUUGAAAUCACAGCAUUUUCGGCAAUGUUAGGUUACUUUCAAAUUUUGGCUCGCAUACUUGACUUUAAACAUUCAAGUAAUAAACUAGCAGACAAAAAAGAGAGAAGUGUUAGUUACUGCUGUUCACGAGCCACCUUAAAAUGAAUAGGGAGGAGAAGUCGUUACGUCAAGUUGCCAUGGCAGACGAAUUUCUGCAGGAUUUCAACAAAACGUGGUCCCGCAUCUUUCUUCGCUGAUGAGCCGAAAUCGAUUAAUCUUGAGUUGUUUGAAUAUUCUGAUGGUGCUUAUUGACUUCCCGCAGAGGAAUAUGUACCUGGAGCUGCACGUAAGGGCAUGGAAUGGCAAUAUUUUGUUGGAGACUGCUCGGAUCCUGCAGUGCAAGAACAAGCCAAGAUCAAUUUCCAGAACGGAUUAAACGCGAUUUUUGGAGGCGGCGAUCCUAACUAUUGCCAACGUGAGGGAGUAUGCGCACUUGAAAACAUUAAAGUCACAUGUGGAAAGACGCAAAGACGAAAGCGUCGAGCUGCACAGGUGAGUAGUGAGCUGCAUAAUAGAGUCCUUGCCCCAGUUGUUCAAAAGCUUAAUAGCGCUGUCCACCGGAUAAAUCACUAUCCAGUGGAUAAGUAUACAGGAAAUCAAUUGCGCUAUCUAGUGGAUAGUGAUUUAUCCAGUGAAUAGCGUUUUCCACGUUUUGAACAACUGGGGUCUUAAGGCUAAGUUGGGCGUCCCCAAUAGGUUUCUCAGGAUCCGGGAUCUCCCUUAUUUAAGGCUCGGGGCUUGGGAUUAAAAAGCAAAAUUGGGCCGAGAUUCAGGAUUGAAUGGAUGAUGGUGGGAAAAUGACCUCACAAGAUUCACAGCAAAACUCAUUAAAUUUCAAGUUAUGGCAAAACAAAGAAAUAAUUUUGAAAGAGCGUGACGUGUAGAAACAAAUGUGAAAACAUCUUUGGAAAAGGUCAAUUGUUUUAGGAGAUAAAGCAUCUUGAAAUGUACGUAUGUUUCUAAAAAAAGUAACAAAAUGGCGGGAAAUUCAAAAAUCAAAGCUUAAUAACUCUUUAACCAAUUGACCUUUACCAAAAAAAAAAUUCAUAUUUUUUUAAAACGGGUCGUGCUCUUUUAAAAUUAUUAAUUUGCUUUUAUUUAUUUUAUUUGGCUGUCAAUCUUCUGACGUCAUCUUUCCGCCAAAAAACUUUAAAAUCGAAAUACAAAAAAUGCAAAAAUCCCUAGGAUGCACUUUUAUGCGUCCCAUACGCCCACAGUGGACGUCCCCGUUUCUCCUGACUAAAGUGGCUGCAGUCCACAUAUUUGUUUCUUAUUUUGAGACCAUUUAAAUGAAACGAGAGAAAAAAGAGUAAACAUUUUCUCGGAAAAAGCAACCAAGUGUUCUUGAUAGUAUCAGCAAACCUACUAGACGGGGCUGUCAUUAGGGAGCAGGCUACUGCAGUAAAAUUCGCCGGCUAUUCAAAGUUUCAAAAUAAGUCAAAUAUAACAAUACAGGAGGAUUUGUAUUAUGAAUGACAGGCUACUCUCCUCGAGAGACCAACGAAAAAGGGGCUAAGGUUUCGUAACGUGGGCCCACAUAAUGAUAUUUCUUUGUUUUCAUUUUAUAGCCCGUCCUUAUCAUCGAACUUGAUGUGGAAGUUAAGACUCAAAACAAUGACUUUGAUCAAGCAAAGACCUCUCUAGAACAGAACGUUACCAAUGCAAAAACCGAUCCGUCGAUGCAAUCAAUGAAUGCUGGAUCACAAACUAUGACUUUGAACAAUGUCACAGACACCCCUACGUACGGAGUGUGCGUAAAUGGCAGUGUGUAUGGUCUCAACCAAGCUUUUGGCCACAAUACGAAAUGCCGUACGUACUCCAUGUGCCUCAUUCUAAGUGUUGGCGCUUUUUUGAUUUAGGGCCCUUUAAGAUUUGUAGGAAAAGAUCUAGAUAAUUAUCGUAAAAAACGUGACGAUAAGAACAAGAAACGUCGAAAAGAGCAUGGCUUGACAAAUAAUGUCGCAGACAUAUUCCAAGAAUUCUGGUUACUGAAAUGGAAGAAGAGGAAUGCCCCUAAGGAUUUCCAUUUUUCCUUAAAUAAAUCAACCAUAAAAAUAAAAUAAGGAUGAUUUUUACAUUUUGAAACAAAAAUGAACAAUAUAAUGGAAACUUGGAGCUUUGAUAAUUUUGUUUCAUUAUAAUCAUAUUAAUUUCUUAUUUUUUGAUAAUGAUGACAUGAAGUCAUCGAACGUCAAGUUUCUUUUAAACUACAUUUUCAAAAUUAAAAAUUUUCAAAAGAUAAGACAAUAAAGAAGACUAGGACACCAAAAAUUGGAACUUUGAGACUCCUUGCACGUUCACUUUAAUUUGCUACCAUGCAACAUUUUCUUUCAUAAUGGAAACGAAAAAGGCAACUCCCUCUGGGUAAAUCAGGGUUAAUAUUUAACAAUUUUUAGUUUUUGAUUGACACGACCAACGAAACCGAAUUUACGACUGAAUGGCCACAGGCAGCCCAAUAAUAAAUACAUAAAGUUAACGAACAAAAGAGCGAAUGAAUGAAUUAAUGAUUCUGUCUUUAUUCCCUCUUAGAGAACUGCCCGUCAGGAACAUACUUUGACUUUAACGCCGGAAGUUGCACAAAUUGCCCGUUAGAUACAUACAAUCCAUCCACUGGACAACUCGGAGAGUGUAUCGUUUGUCCGGAAAACACUUUUACGUUGAACAACGGAAGUAAAAACAUAACUCAAUGUUUAGGUACGAAAAAGUAAAAAAUACAAUAUUGGAUAUACCGUAAAAUUCCGAAAAUAAGCCCCUCCAUGUAGCAGCCCCUCCAAAUAUAAGCUACCCCAAAUCGGUAACGCAAAAUCCCCUCCGUUAAAUCGUCCCUCAAAAAUAUAAGCCCACCGGGGGCUUGUACUUGGAAAAUUGACCUCAAAUACUAAGAAAAAAGCAAAAACGGUAAACUUACUUCCAACUAUAAGGCUAGCCCAAUCGAUUUUGAGAGGCAAAUUUCCCUCCAUUGAUAAGCCCCUCCGAAUAUAAGCCCCUCCAAAAAUAAGCCCCUCAAAAAGGGCCUUUGAAAAAUAUAUAAGCCCUGGGGCUUAUUCUCGGAAUUUUACGGUAUUUUCAGCAACUGCAUAUUGUUGUCAAUACGCAAUGCUGCACAUGGUAAAUGGUAAAAGGAGCUUAAGGAAGAAACAAUCAUUCAAGACCGCCAUGUUUCUUGACAAAGUAUUGAUAUUUUUGGGCAGAAUUUAUGAUAAUACAACUUGGUUUGAUGAACGCAUCAACAGAAUGUUUCUUCCUCUAUCACGUCUCAUGUCAAGGGGAAAUCGGGGUACUCAUAGAAACACCUCUAAGAAAAUUGGCGAGAACCAGGCCAAUAAACCACACCCACAAUUGCGUCGUCCCCGCGAUUGGCAUCCAGGCUACAUUUUUAGGGCCCAUUGCUCUCACCACUGCACCAUCCAAGUAUCUGGAAUACAAUUGACUACUUUUUGUCUCACUGCCUUUUGAGCUAGAAGCACUAAGCGAAAAUCACGCUCGCAGUUUUCUCGGACAGGAUGAUUUGGUGCCGAAAAAAGUCUCACAUGGGAUAAUUCGUUCUAUUUGUUUAAAUAGCCGCCUGUCAGCCUGGAGAGUACUCGCCCACUGGUCUGGCCAACUGCUUUCCAUGCCCCAUCAAUUAUUAUCAAUCUCUUGUACGUCAAUCAACGUGCGACAGUUGUCCUGGAUCAUCAGUGACCUUAGCAGCAGGUUCCAAAUCGAUCAGUGAAUGCGGAAGUGAGUGUAUUUUACGGUCGUUCAGGACCACCUUAUCGAUUAAACACUUAUCUAGACUCACAAGAAAAUUAGUGUUGGUUUCUCCAAUAAGUAAUGUAGAAAUUGGGUAUUGAUAUAAAAUGAUGUCGUCAGUUUUUUUAGGAUUUGUUUUGUAGCACAAAUGAACUAUGCGAGGCCAACAAAAUAUAUCAAUGUGUGUUAUUUUAAUCUAUAAAAUCUUAAGCAAAUUACAUUUAUACAAGAUCGAAACUUUUUUGGUCUUAUUUCUUAUUAAUAAGUUUUGGGUUUUUAUACAAUUGUACAUUCUUUCUGGCCUUAAGUUUAAAUAUAUUUCAAUAGAAACGUGUGAAAUACCAAGAAAUUUAGUACCUGGAACCCGGAAUACACAGCGUAAAAUCAAGAAUCCAUUAGACUGUCUUGGAUUAGAUUACAUGGGGAGACACAAACCUUAACAGCCGCACACAGGACUACAGCCGGUGAAGUGGACGAGGUCGCAAUUCUGUUAGUAACUAAAAAUGACUUUUUCUGCCCAACUGUUUACAUUAUCACAUAUUAUUUGUUUUAUAUGUUCUAGUGCCUUGCGCUGCUGGUACAUACUCCCAGACUGGUGUUGAACCGUGUCUUCCUUGCGCCAAAGGAUACUACCAACCCGGGGUCAAACAAACUUCAUGUCUUCUCUGUGGAGCACCCAAAUCAACCUACGGAACAGGUGCUUCCUCGGCGAGCCAGUGUAUCGGUAAGUGGAAGUACCACAGCCUUGUCUCGCACCACCCAGCAAUAUAUCAAUGUGAUCGCCGGCCCGUAAUGUAGUAGUUGUGGGUACGUGAUCCAUAGAAACAGAUAAAUUCACCGACGAGUUAUUGUGCUACGAAUAACGAACGUAUGAAGGAGACGCCCAAUCUUAAGUUAUACUAUGAUCUACAUCUCAGCACCUAAUCAUUGAAAAAUGGAAGAAGACCAAAGCGUCUUUAAUUUGAAAGGUGAAUUGUUGUUUGAAAGCCUGCGUAUAUCCCUGACCGAGUUUUUAAUUCUUCAGGACAAUUGACCAAUGUGAAAUUUCUAAGUUACUUAUGCGGCACUUUUCUUUGUUUGAUCUAUAGACAUUCAAGACUGCGCCUCGAAUCCAUGCAACAAUGACGCUUCGUGUGUUGAAGUCGCUGAAGGCUACAAAUGCGUUUGUCAGCCAGGUUUUACAGGAACUAACUGUGAAGUGGAAGAGGAUGAAUGUGUAGCGAGCCCGUGCGCCAAGGGAGCAUCAUGCGUCGACAAGGUAUAAUGGGACAAACGGGUAUAUCUGUGUUCAUUAAAUACUCUUAAUACUAAAUCAAACAUUAUCAAAGGAUACCUCUUCCUCUCCUCUUCUUUGGUAGGAAAAUCCUUAUAUUAAGAGCAAUUUUUUAAAACUAAACGAUGGAAAUGACGGGUCGGUAUUGCAAGACUUGUCUAAUACUGACCAUACCUUACGCUAUUCAUGAUGUAAGAGGUUUCGCUACGUAACGGUGAGAUCAUAAAUAUUAUGAAAGCAGAAGGAAAAGGGAAAAGUGUUUGCAUGUCAAUAUUUUACAGAUACGUGCGCAUGUUUAAUAAGAAAAAAUAAGUGUCAUGUAACCUGCACGCAAUAGCCUUUGUUUCUAGCAGUGUGUUACGGUAAACGUGCGAAAAUGACACGGGUGCGUUAUAGCACGCGUCUAGCAAGCUAAACAAACAAAAAAACUAAAUUCAAUCCGCUUAAAAACAAUAGUUAACAAAGAGGCUCGGAAUACUUAAUAUAGCUUUCAAAGGAACAUAGCGUUUAAGUAAGUAAGUAGGCAAGUAACUUCAUUAAAGUGUCAGUCGUUCUAGUGUUUACACACUAAUUGGAGACAGUAUGUGAUAAAAUAUAUAUAUAUAUAUAUAUAUAUAUAUAUAUAUAGUCAAUUGCAUAUUACAUCUACAAUAUCAAUAUUAAAAGAAACUAAUGCCUGGUGGCAUCAAAAACUAUUUAAAACACAUAUAAAGUCAAAAAACGAUUUCCGAGUUAAAAUUAUGACAUUGAAACUAUUAAAAAUAUUAAAACGGCAUGGUUGCUUUUUCGAACGGAAUAUUUGAUGUGAUUUUUAAACAUAAGCAGAGACAACGUAUCAUUUUAGAGACCGAGAUUUUAUUGAGAUCACUAAGCCCAAACGAACCACCGAGACUCGCUAAGAAAGCUAGUAAAUUUCAAGAAAAGAAAACGCCGCUAAAAGGAUAAUGCCACUUUCGACGAAAAGCGAACACUCUGGGCCUAAUCAAGCGCAUGAAAGAUACUGUUUGAAGUUGCUUUUUGCCCAUUAAUCUCGCUUCUAUGACUUUGUCGUUGCCUUCCCUUUGCCGUCACUAACGUGUAGUUUUAUAAGCUCCUUUCUUUAAGAUGGAUUGUGCGAUCAUUCAUUCACAACUUUGUCGAUGAGCAGUCCGCGGAUCUUUGUUUGCUUCCUUGCAGGUGAAUGGGUACGUUUGCCUGUGUCCAGCAGACUACACUGGCCAGCACUGUGAUGUGAAAUCGAGCACAUGUUCCAGCGGCAAGUGUGCCAGUGGUUCUACCUGUGUAAAUACACCAGAAGGGAACGACUGUGAAUGCCCUGAUGGAUACGAAGGGACGUUCUGUGAGCAACAAUCAAAUGUAAGGACGAGAAAAAAACUUUAAUUAGCACAAUGUAUUUUACUAGGAUUGGUGAAUCUAUUUGGAAUUCUAUUCCACAUUCUGUUAAAACUCUCAACUUAUCUAAUUUUCGUAAAAAAAAUUAAAUCACUACUCCUUAAUGCCCUAGAUAAGGAAGAUAUUUAUUUGAAUGUUACUUAUUUAAUAGAAUAUUUUGAGUAGUUAACCUGAUACGUUGUAAUAUACCUCCAGUUGUAAUUUUAGUCUUUUUUUUUUCUAAUAACAAAACCCUCGCGCUUGAGUUUGUGUUAGGAGUUUUUCUUUCUGUGUGUUGUUGUAUUUCUUAUCUUUUCCUUUUUUCUUAAUAUGUAAUUUAAUAACGAUUUUAUUUAUAAUUUUUGUCCUGCCUAGAUUGGCGCUAUAGCAAUUUGCAGGGCAUAAAGUAUUGUAAGCUUUAUGGAUAUUGAAUAAAUUACAUUGUUGUUGUUGUUAUUGUUUUCGUGUCUCUCCAUGUAUUUGAUAAUUUCUUUGCUUUCUUAUUUCAGGAAUGCAAAUCGUCUCCCUGCAAAAAUGGUGGCACAUGUUCGGUCGAAAACCUUUCCUUCAAAUGUACUUGCCCUACAGGGUACAGUGGUAAUCAAUGCGAAAAAAACGACAAUGGCUGUCUCCCAGACUCCUGCUUGAAUGGAGCGACUUGCACCGACACAAGCUAUGGUCAUGUUUGCAGCUGCGCGCCAGGGUAUGCCGGGGCAACGUGUGACGUCAACAUUAACGAGUGCAACAGCUCACCAUGCCAGAACAACGGGAAUUGCGUUGACCAAGUUAAUGGAUAUAAAUGCUAUUGUAAGCCUUCAUUCAAGGGAACAAAUUGCGAGACAGGUAUCUGACUGAAAAUUUCUGGUAAUUUUUUUAAAAAAAUUAAGGAGCGAUAAAACCGACCCAGAAAUUUGAUUGGUCGUUCGAAAAAAAAAAUCUUUGAAACUGUUUCCUGGGUAAAACGCCAUAAAAACUUAUAACCGUCAUUUUUUGCGGCUGUUCAUUUUUCUAAGUCUUAACAUAAAAAAAAUAAAUUAUUUUCAUUUUGUUUCAGAGGUGUCCACUGAUUUUGACUUCGAGUUCAGUAGGUCACUUGGCCGUGGGGCAUCAAUCGUCGAGAUGCGUCAGAAUUUGACAGCUUUUACCGUUGCCUUCUGGCUAAAGGUUGCCAACACCGAAAUUGAUCCGGGAACGCCUCUUUCUUACGCUACGGAAGUCGGAGGUAAUAUUAUUUCACUUGAAUCUAGGUCCAUAGUGUGCAAAGUUCCCAAUGCGGGAUAUAUGCACGCUGGCAAUGCUAUCAGCAAUUAAUUUAAGUAAAGUAGCAGCUUUUGCUAUAUGAAGAAAUAGGUAUCUAAGUCUACGUGUUAAGAAGAUGUCCUUUGUCGCUUUCUGUGUGCUUAGACGUUUCUGUAGUGGUACAGUUCUAUGGAGUGAGCUGUGGCGCGUCCACUCCAGACCAGAAUCUGUAUUCCAAGCUGUUAUCAUUUAAUGUAUUACAAGCGCUAUUUUAAGACUGUGAACCGAUCCUACACAUGUGAGUUGAUACUGUCACGGUCAAAUGGGUUCAACCUCGAUGUUGCCAACACCUGUCCUUUUCAGCCCUAUACUCCCUGCUAGACGAUCUGUGCAUUAAACUAUCGUAUCAACGGCCUUUGUUAGCUAUUAUCGAAAUCAAAGAUUUAUUACACGCACGAACUGGGCUUGUAUUUAUAAGGAAAAUCUUCAUUUCUUCAAAAUUUAUCUAAAUGAGUUAUGGGACAGACCUAAAGAUACCUUCCUGUAUAUCUUACAUCUGGACCAUUAGGGAACAUUGUGGAUAACGCUCUGGUUAUUCAUGACUACAAUGGCUUUAACAUUUGGAUUAUGGGAGAGAAAGAAGCAACCAAUGUACCGGCAAAUGACGGCAAAUGGCAUCACAUGGCUUUCACUUGGCAGAGUUCAUCAGGUGCAUGGAAAGUGUACAAAGAUGGAAGUAACGUCAAGCAAAGCACUACCGCGUUUCAAGCAGGACAGGUAAGUACUAUUGGUUACUUUUGCAUCAGCUGUUAUUAGUUUUCAAGAGUCUGUUGUAACUUAGUGGACUGAUAACGAGAAUUUCAUAGGUUAAACUGCUGUUGGGGAAACUUUAGGUAAGUUUUUUGUUUUACACGCAGGGGUGGAUCCCGGGUGGGGGGGAGGUAGGACAGCCCACCUACACUGAAAAACAAACGGAAAUACGUGGGUCCCCAAAAAUAUAGAGGCACGUGCAAUCGCCAUACAUGUUGAUGCAGAACCAUCGAAAGAAGUAUAGUUUGUGAGAGAUUUGUGGCGCUUCACCCUAGACGAAUGACGCCGUCUUCACUUUUGGCCAACUAGGUUAGUAAGGUAUUUCUGUUAGCUUCUAUUUUUCAUUUUGCGGCUUUCAAGAGUUUGCAGUUAUACAGUCUUCAAUAGUCCAGUUUCAAAUCAAACAUUACCGCUGAAUAUAUAAACAUUAACGACACAUUCAUACAGGGUUAGCCUCGACGUAAAGUAAAAUAUUCAGAAAUUCUGGCAAGUAAAGUUUGAGAUUUGAAUAUACACAAUAGACGGAGUAAUAAACAGGUCUUUUUCUCGUUGGAAUUUGUGGGUAUAUUACUUCAGAUUGAGGCUAAGGGUGUGAAAAAUGCGUCUUCACUUCUUUAAUUCAGCGGUCAUAGCGAACUCGAAAAGGGACUAUUCGUCCUUUCUAAAUCGCCAUGUUCUGGGACAAACGUAGGACAACUUAAAAUAAAGUAAACGUGUAAUUUUUUGGCCAACAAUUGGUAUCAGCCAACCGUCCCCCCACCCCCCCCCCACGCCAUUAAAAAUUCCUGGAUCCAGGAAAAGAAGAAACCAAAGCAACAUCAUGCACGCUCAUCCUCACCCUAUUCAUGUACGAAGCAUGUAGUUGGUUUGUUACACUAGAGCAGGGUGAAGUGUAGGCGUCUUUAAUUUGAAUUCAGAUUAGUUUCAGGAAACCGUUUAAGGUUCCAGUUGCCAGAAACAAAAAACGUGGGAUUUUAAGUCUUAAAACUAAAUUCUUUCUAUCUUACAUUCAAAUUAUCUUUAGGUAAUUUCAGCAAAUGGUUUCUUUGUGCUUGGACAAGAACAGGACGAAGUAGCUGCAAACUUCAGUGCAAAUGAAGCGUUCAUAGGCCAUAUGACUCAGAUGAAUGUGUGGGAUUACGAGCUCCCUGCGAGCGACCUUGCAGAUAUGGCCAGGCAUGCUAAUAACUUUAUUGGAAAUGUCGUUGCUUGGUCUGAUUUCUACGAUCCUGCAGAUCAGGGUAUCAAGAAAGUUUCCCCUUCUGUAGCUCGAACAGGUGAGAUAACAAAACUUAAAGGAGAUGUAGUGUCACGGCUGUCUAGCUCAUUUUGUUUAUAAUCCCAAUUACGCGCCCUUUUUCGCUAUGGAAGUUGACAAAUUGCAUGUAAAUGACAAAAUCACAGCUACGUGUUAGACUAGCAUGUCGCCUAAACAUUAUAUCCAAAGUUACAAACAACGAAAAUAAACAUUGAAAAACUGUUAGGCUGACACCUUUUUUUAAAACCCACUAUUGUAAUCCGUUUCUAUUUCUGAAGUUUGUCUAUCUGUACCUCUUUUUGUAUUUACGGUGUUAUAUUUGCCUUCUUUUAACGUUUUGAGCAGUUACAGUAAAAACCCACGACUAAGAAACUGGUUUUUAAGAACCUGUUAGGUUAUUAUUUGCAAGUUAGGCCACCUCUAUACAAGAACCUGUCUAGCCUAAAAUACGAAACAGGUUCUUAUUUUCUAAAUUUCAUAAAGAAAAUUCUUUUCAAUUGGGCAAAUAAGAUAAGUCAAUUGCAACAUUCAGGAUCCUCUUUGAACACAUAGGAGACUUAUCACACCAGCUGUAAUGUAAUGAUCUGCAUAUUUUAUAGAAGGAAUUAAGGUACAUACCACUAAAUGCUCUUAGCUUCAAUGUAUCUUUUUCUUCAGAAAAUAAGAACCUAUUUCAAGAACCUAAAGUAGCCUAAAUAUGUGCUAAUUACCAUUUAUGUAAGAACAUGUUUAGGCUGACUUGGGAAAAUGCAGGUUCUUAGUCGCGGGUUUUUACUGUACUUUAAUGUUUCACUCGAUUUGGUAACAGUUCGUUCGCUUAAAUUUCGAAACACAGCUCCCUUAAAUAGCGUACCACCCAGAGAUCUGUGUAAAGCGCCGGGAAGUUCAUCCCCGCUUACUUUUCGACUCAAACCUUCAGGCCUGCAGGAGUGCCCCCCACCCUCCAAUUCUGGAUGAGCACCUCUUUCCUCGUUCCCUUCUCGAACCUGCACUUGGCAUCAAUUAACGAUAUUACUGCCCACUUGACGAUCAGUUCAACCGGACUAUGUUAAAUGUGACUAUGUGUGUUUAAACGUGGUUUCCUGAAACCAAACCGGUAUCUUUAUUCAAAAAGAAGCUCAAAGAUGUCGAAGCAAAACAAAAUACAAAUGGACUGUUUUCUCAGUCCUUAAUUAUAUACUACAAUUUAAUAAUUCGAAGUCAAUUUAACACCGUAAAAUGAGAAAAACUGACGUUUCGAGCUCAACAUGAAAACUCAGCUGGUAAGAUUUGGUACCUUACAGUUGUGAACACACACUAGCACUAUUUGAAAUUAUAAAAUAACUAAGAUAGUACGCGCGUUCUGUUUGGUUAAAAACCUACGGUUUAUAGUGCCGAUAAACUCAUAGAAAACCAAGUUGUUUUAUAAAAGCAAUAGACCACGCUUUCUAUGGGUUUACCGGCGUGAUAACCCACUUAGGAUGUUGUGCUUUUCUCGUGUUCUCUCAACAUCCAGCGUGUAUUAUCACGCCGGUAAACCCAUAGAAAGGGUGGUCAAUUGCUUAAAUAACACGACACCCCUGGUGUGACCGCAGCCAAAUUUCACGAGACAAAUUUACACAAAGGUAGUGACCUCAAACAUAAGUCAGGCCUUAAUCUAGGGGCUCCAUUCUGGAACAGAUAAGUUAUGUAUAAUAUCGUUUCUACCUUUAUUCCUUUGUUUGGUUUCUUUUCAGAAAACAAGUGCUGGACCAACUGGAUCAACAACGAUUCACCGUCAACUGGUGACGGGGAUACUGAAACCAGCUCUAGCGCAUGCGCCAGUCCAACCUCCUUCGCCUGUCAGACAGUUGAUGGGCUAUCAAUGCCUGACGUUGAGCUUAAUAAGACCACGUGCUCAAGUAGCGGAAUCACGUGCUUGAAUAGUGACCAGAGAGCGGAUCGAAGUUGCCCAGAUUUCAAAGUUCGUUACGUCUGCACCUGCCCAUGUAAGCAUAAAAUCCCUUUACUGGUACUGUUUAUACGCGCAUCUAUGGUCUGUAUAACAACAAGAACAACAACAACAACAACAACAACACUUUAUUUCACCCCAUAAUAUACAAGAACAAUAGUACAGACGAUGAUAGGGGCGCUGGCUGCCCGAAAUAACCCAAGAGUUAAAAAUGCCAGGCAGCCAGUUAAAGGAAAAGAUGUUUAAAUGUUUAGGUCAGGAACACAAGAACAAAGAAAAACAGACAUACAAAUUAAGUAAACUACCAAAUAAAAGUAUUAAAAUUUCCAUUUUGCAAAAAGUAUUAUUUCCAUUUUAAAGUUACCCAGACAAUGUACAGAUGUCUAGUAAUCUUUGAUAAAGUGCUGUUUCAUUUUCUUUUUAAACAAAGACAAUGAAGAUAAUUUGAUAUCUUCGUCAAUGGAAUUCCAUACUGAUGGACCUUGAAAUCUGAUAUUGAAUAUACCGUAAUUUGUUCUUGCUUUUGGAAGAUAACAAGACUGUUUUGCACCAAGCCUUGUAUUAUAGGUAUGAAUUUGCGAAAUUUUAGUGAAAAAAGAAUUAAAGACCGAUGGCAACAAUUGAUUAUGAUAUUUAUACAUCAAGAUUGCUAAAUGAAAAGUUACUAGGUCCAGGAAUUUUAUAAUUUUAAGAGAUUUAAACAAAGGACUAGAGUGCUCAUCGAAUCUAGAAAAGGUAAUUAAUCGCAUUGCUCUUUUUUGUAAAAUGAAAAUUGGUUGCAGAGUGGUCUGUAUCGUUAUGUAAAUCAUUCUAUUUUCCUUUUUUUUUUUUUUUUUUUUUCACGUGCAAAGGUGGAAACUAGCUUCUUGCAAUUCCGUCAUUUGUUUAGGCCUAAGCCAAACGACAAACUUUCAGGAGACGAACGAAACUCUUUGGAUCCACCUAAAUUAUCUUAAGAUCGUCUGUUGGGCCAGACAUGUCGAACUCACGACGCGUCGAACCAUUCAACCACAUCAGACCAAAAAGCAAUUUUUGUAAUUUUCUUUCCCGAACGAGGCUAAAUAUAGUUUUCAUACAAAUUGAUAAUUUAAUAGCUGAGUUUGUCGCAUUUGAAGAUCGACGUUCUGUCCCGAAGACGAUCUUCAGACGUUCUGUCCGUCUGAAGCAGAUGGAUAGAAUGUGUUGGACUAUCCAAACUCAUUCAGACUAACUCAACUGAGCCACACGUCGAACUUACCAAGUUUGGUUCCUCUGAUGAAAAAUUCGACGCUUGGCCUAGGCCUUAGACUGAUCACCUCUUUAAAUGAUUUCUGUGCAAAAUGUUAAAAUUUUGCUUAAGACGGAGUUUGACUAAGACUAGGAUUCCCCUAAUCUGAGCCCCUUUUUUGAAUCCUCCUCUCGAACCUUUUUGAACUGAAUAAUACGAGGCAUUCGCAAAACUUGUAUAUAAAUUAAAUGUAUGACUUGCGUUCCCAGCGAACACUGCUUGUGCUUCAAACCCAUGUGGAGCCCAUGGAACAUGUGAAGCUCUACCAGUUGGAUACCAGUGUAAAUGUAAUGCCGGAUACGAAGGAAGACACUGUGAAACAGGUGCAUAAGAUAGUUAAGAAGUUUGUUAAAUGUUAAAACUCUAUCGAAACCAAAGGAGUAACGUUUGAGUUAAAAUAUAUAUAUAUGACAGGCAGGUUUUUAAGCCUCCACAAAAAAAGCCAUAGACUUGCGUUGACUCUCGAUGUAUAAGGAAGCCUUACAAAAACACUGAUCCCAAGCUUUAGGCGACAAAGCAUUCUUUCUAUUUCUAGUUAAGUAAACAAAGACUUAAGCAAGGGAGAGCUGGGAGGAUAAUUUUGUAACUUUAUCUAUCCGAAUUAUUAAAGCAAGCACUUUGAACUAACCGCCAUAUAGUUUGGAUACCCAAUCAGUAUUUUUGGAAUGGCUAGCAACUGUAUCCACAUUUAUCAGUAGGAUGCCAAGGGCAAUGAUCAGUAAUGUAAGUUAUUGCACUUAUCGCAGAGCGCCAUGAGUAAGAAAAUUUGGUUAUCUAUGCAUCCGAGACAUUUUGGCAGCUAGGCGACCAUAUGCCCGUCCAUCCGCACCACAGGGUACCCAAAGUGAAAUGACCCUUUUUACUCUGUGUGUAGUCUGCAACCUGUGUUUAACUUGAUGACAGAGGUCCAUGUUGUGGUCAUCUUCGCCACCUGCACUUUUAGAGAGAAAAAACAACAACAAAGCCGGAUCAUUUUUUCGACUAAAUUUCUGUCUACGCUGACUUGGAUAACAGAGAAAGAGCUAGAGCGAGAGAUAAAAAACAAGGAGACGAAUUUUGUAAGAAACACAACAUUAAAAAUUUAAAGCGGUGGUGAGAAAAUGAGAAAUGUUAGCGGCCAGUAAGGUGAAAAUUAGCUGCAGUGGAAAGGAAAUCAAAUAGCCAAACACAAACAACAAUUUUUCUUUGUGAAAACAUACAUUUCCUCCAUAAAACUAGAGAGUUUCAGGUUCCAGUCGUACAACAACAACGGCAAAGAAAUGUACAAAAAAGUGUGCUGCACGUGCAAAGUUGCUUUUUAUGCUAAUUACACCUCUUUUAUUAUUAUUUUUCCCCUUCUCGUUACCCUCGCGUUUGGCAUUACACGAUUUUAUUUUUAUGUAAGUAAAUUGUUCGUAAAGUAUGGCUAAAUCUUUAGAUUUCAUAUAUUUUGCUUCCGUACGAUUCUUACAUCUUAGCCUGAGAAAACAGCCGACACUUGGCGACGCUACCACUUGUUUCCCCGCCAAAUGACAUCUGAGAAACGAGCGCAGAAAUUCCAUACUGAUGACGCGUCACUACCCAGAUCUGGGUAGUGCUUCUGAUUGGUCGUGCCGCCUGGUAAAUUUGAUUCAACUAAUCAGAAGCACUACCCAGAUCUGGGUAGUGACGCGUCAUCAGUAUGGAAUUUCUGCGCUCGUUUCUCAGACUUCAUUUGGCGGGAAAACCAGCGGUAGCGUCGCCAAAUGUCGGCUGUUUUCUCAGGCUAUACGAUUCUGAACUACAUUCCACAUUUUUUUCCUUCUGUAACUUAGAAUCGUCAAGAAAGGUAAAUUAACUUCCCUUAUACUACUACAUGAGAAAUUUCUGCAAUCUGAUUGGCUUAGAGCAGUGGUAUUUCAGCUUAAUUUGAAAUACCUACAAGUGAAAAUUACAAACCUUUUGCGGGUAGUAGUAUAAACAAAUAAUAGCAUGAUUUGCACGUGAUAUUUGGCAUAAAUACCACUCGUGACAUUUCAAAAUUGUCUCAAAUCUCACUCGCCUAACGGCUCGUGAAAUUACGUAUAACAAUUUCGAAAUAUCACUCGUGGUAUUUAUGCCAAAUAUCACUACAAAUCAUGCUAUUACCUAUACAAAUAGAUUAAAAGUUUUCGUUUCCGUCUGACUGAUUAAAGGGAAGGAUUUCUGGAAGUUUUUAUGCAAACAUUUUCACUUGAUUUUACACCACAGCUGUGAAGUGCCCAUGCACUGGUAGGAUAGCUAAUGGUCAACGUAGUGGAAGCCGUUCGCAUGGAGGAACAAUGACAAUUACAUGCAAUGCUGGAUUUAGGGCAAGCGGAACGGCAACACUGAAUUGUGUUAAUGGAAAAUAUGACGCAGCGGUCCCACAAUGCAUCGGUAAGCACCGUUCUAUCAGUCUUUAUAAAACCUUCCCCACUUCAAAUAUUAAUGUCACUCUUCAACCUAGUAUACGUCUUGUUCUUCAUUUUAUUUAUAUUUUUUUCCAUGCUAGUACUGGAAAUAGAUUAGAAUAUUUAGAAAUGAUCGGUUGUGAAAUGUGGGCCUCAUUACGUUUGGUUAUUUUUUAAAAAGCCGAAAUUUUCCGGCAUGCUAAACAGUAUCGGGUCUAUCACUAUGGGCCAUGUUCGCGAUGACUUCAUUUGACUACAACUGCCAAAUUAAUAUACAUUAUUUUCUAUUUGCUCAUUUAAAUUUGUCAACCUCGCUAAGUUUUGUUUUAAAGCUCUAAUUUUUACUAAAAAGCAAAGGAUUCUGGUAGUUUUAGUGAAUUGACGUCAUGGUGCAAUUAUUCUUGGCACCUGUUUCAUCAUCAUUCCUUUUUACCACUAUCCAGGGUAGGCAAAGGUUGGUUUCUUUUCUGUUAGUUUGUCCUUGCCGGCAUCAUUUCACGGUUAAUAACAUUAACUUCUAAGUUUUAAACGAAGUUAUUCUUCACCGAUCUUCAUCCAAAGACGUAGCAAAAUUAAGUUUAUUGGCAAUUCAAGGGUUUUUGUUUGACUUCUAGAUGUUGACGAGUGUACUGAAGGGACCUCAGGAUGUGCACAAGGCUGCGUAAACACAUACGGUAGUUUUAAAUGCACGUGCAAUUCAGGGUAUUCACUGAAUGCAGACGGCAAAACAUGCGCAGGUAGGUGUCCGAGUUCCAAAGCCCUCCAUUUCCAAAUUAAGGGUGAUAGUAUAAAAAUGCGGUUUAUAUGCUUUAACUGUCAGUAAAAUGACGUUUGUUUUUCAGAUAUCAACGAAUGUUCCCUCAACAACGGAAACUGUCAGCAAAGUUGUCAUAACAGUGAUGGCAGCUACCGUUGUACCUGCUCAUCGGGAUACGUGCUUUCGUCCGACGGUGUCUCGUGUGAAGGUAAGUUGUUUGAUUAAAGUAAAACAUAGGAAAUGAUAUGAUAUAAUUACAUUAUACGAAGCAAAGGGAGUUUUGUAAAGGAUUGAGAUGCUUUUUUUUUUCAUAACUACUUUACGAACUGUGAAAAAAAAAAGAAUGAGAACACAUUUAGGAAUGAGUCUGCUGUGGUGUAGUGCUACUGAAGAGCAGGGGCGGAUCUAGGGGGAGGGUCCAGGGGGUGCGCACCCCCCCCCCCCUGAGAUGACCUGCGGUUUUCUAAUACAACUGGUAUUCUGCAAAAAAAAAACUAUGUGGUUUAUUGGUGUUGAAGUAGAGCAAGAGACCAGUGCACCCCCUCCUAAAAAAAAUCCUGGAUCCGCUACUGAAGAGACUGAAAAAGAACUUAAAUAAAGGUUACCAAAAAGUCGAUAAACUACUGCUUAACAUUUUAAGAGAACUUUUUGUAAGCUUAAACAGUUCUUUUUAUUUAUUUAUUUAUUUAUUUACUUUAAUAGACGAUAACGAGUGCUCUACUAACGGAGGAUUGGGACCCUGUGAACAUAUUUGCGUCAACUCCUAUCUAAGUUAUCAGUGUCUCUGUAACGCUGGAUAUACGCUGAAUGCUGACGGAAAAACGUGCGCAGGUGAGUUAUUGAAUAUUAACAAGGAGUCUAGAAGCGCUUACUUGCUGUCGAGCGUUAGUGAAAGAGCACAGUCACUUUUCUUUUAAAAGGGAAAAAUCCAAAUUUUGUAAGAUGCCAGAUCCGAGACAUGUGCAUAACUAAAGGUUAUAUUUUAGAUAAAAUGCUUAUGGGAAGGUCUACGCGAAUUAAUACCCAGCGCACAACGGCUGUUCAUUGUUUAGGUAUAUUUUCUUGUUACGAAAGAACAGUUUUAUCCCCUGAAUUAGAGCUUUUAUUCAAAUAAUAUUUCUUUGUUUCAUCAAAAUGCAAAUCAAAUGCAACAAAUUGCCAUAUGCAUAAGACCUUUCAAGAUUCAAAUAUUUUAUCAGCUAAUCUUGAGAUCGGGUCUGUAAAUCACAGACCGAGCCUCCUGCCCCUCCUUCCUCACAGUACCAUAUCUAGGACCUGAACGCUAGCCAGAGGCAAGCUAUUAAAAUAUGUGUAUGAUAGGCGUUUGACAAAGGAUAUACCAUCAGUAAAGAAUUUGCGAUUUUAUGAUUACAAUUAUGAUUAUGAUUAUUAUUAUGAUUAGAGUGAGUUUACUUAACCCGUAAAAUAGGUAGUAGAAUACUACGCACUAUUAUGCACAAAUUCUAUUGUCUUCUUACGUUUAUUUGUAGCUAUUUUGCGCUAGUUUUUAUUAUCUGUUUCACGGUUCAAGUAAUUUCACUCUGUAACUGAUUAUGAUUAUGAUUAUUAGUACUGAUAUUGUUAGUAGUAAUAUUAUUGGAGCAAGCAAAUAAAAGCGUAAAUGGAGAAGUUUACAAGUUUAAAAUCAACAGCUUAACUAAAUUUUGAUGGACUUUUGUCAAGAAAAACGUGUUUGUAGCUACCAAAUUGAAGACAGAGGAUAAAAUCUUCUUUCGGGUUCUUCAGCAAGUCAUGAUCCGAAAAUUGGCCAAUAAUAUACCAGACUGGCUCAGCGACAUGAUAAAACAGAAUGUUAACUGCAUUAACUCUCUCUGAAUCAUGCAUCCUUUUCUUUUCUUUCUUUUCUUUUUUUUUUUUUUUUUUUUUAAAAACAGCGAACUCGUUUCCAGCGAUAUCAAGUUUUGCAAAUGGAGCUCUUGAUCCUGCUAGCCCAGCAACGACUACUGGUAGUACGGUACGAUUCUCGUGUAACCAAGGUUACAUCCUCAGGGGAGCUUCCACGAGAACCUGCUUGGCUGAUAACACGUGGUCUGGCAGCGCACCUCGUUGUGAUGGUGAGGUUUACGAAAUUAUUGCAGACAAAUAAACCAUGUGGUUGUAUUGUUUUUUCGAAGGUGUGCAGUGAUUGAGGCAGUUUCCGAAAAAAAAAUCAACAUUUAUAGAAAGAAUUUUAAAUAAAGAAUGGUAUUCGCGGUGGUUUCGUUGAAUUUAUGUUUCAAGAAAGAAAAGGCGAACGAACGAACAAGUGUGAGUUAGAAAGUGAGUGAGUGAGUGAGUGAGUGAGUGAGCGAAUGAACGAAUGAAUUAUUGAGCGAGCAAGCUGACUUUUUAUUGUUAUUAUUUUUCCUUUGGUUAGUGGUAAAAUGCAUCAUACCUGGUGAACUACAGGACGGCACAAAAACCACAACUGCUGGCAACAAUUACAAUUCAGUGGUCUCCUAUGCGUGUAACUCAGGAUUCAGACUAGUUGGAUCGGCAACACGAACAUGCCAGGCUGACGGAACAUGGAGCGGAGAGCAUCCUCGCUGUAUAGGUAUGAAACAUCGGGUGUAACAGUGCUCGUCGGAAGAAUUAAAAUGCAGAUUUUUCAAAGACAAUACAACGUCAACUGAGAACUCGAAAGCACACGGAAGGGAGUUAAUGCGACUUAUGGUGCUCUUCGCCUCUCUGACAUUGGUCAAUCCGAUUUUAAGGUCUGCCCGAGCCGUCGUCCUUGUCGUCACGUGUUUUUGCUGAAACUGGUUAAUAUUAGAAUCGUUACAUCUGGGAAGUUGGGAUAAAUCCAGCCAAAGAUAACCUCUCUGAAUGUAAUCCUACAAUUAGCCUUACGGAAUAAUAAGGAGCCCUUUAAAACCAUAAGCCCUGGGGCCUGUUUUCGACGUUUUGAAAAACGGGAGUGCCUUCGUAGAUAAGAAAGUCCUUGUGACAAGAAAAAGAAUCCUUAGCAAAGCCAGCUAGUGAGAAAUUGACACUUUAAGUGAACGGACUUCCCGCCUUAAAUUGGCAAAGCCAAUUGUCACCAAACGACAAAAUAGCCCCGGUUGUUACCGACAGCUGGGAAGUAACUAGAAUUUCCGAAUAUAAAUUUCGGUACGCCGUGUAAUGCUAUGUGCAGUAACUUUACAAGUAAUAAUCAAAUUAAAAGAAAAUUACUCGACUGACGUUAACAGCCUGUCGUGCAGCUAGACAUGUUGAAACCCACUAUAAUGUACGAGAAGUAUUGGGGCAAAUUUGCAAUUGUGGCGCUUUUUUACACACCUGAAAAGAACAAUUCCACGCAAAUGAACUUCAUUUGCCUUCAACAUCGUAUGUUGCUGAGCUAUAUACAAUGUUGAAUCAAUAUUUUACGAAACAUGGGAUCGAGGCUACUGCAAUUUUGAAAAAUAUAGCAAUGCUUUCUAAAGGCUUCCUAAGGUAGCAUGGUCACUGCCCCAAGAUCUUAGUGCACUAUAUACAGCUAUUUCGAGAAAGGUCGGAAAAUUGCACGCGACAGUCCCGAAAGGUAUUGUGGGUGGUUUUGAGCUCACUGUUCUUCAGAGAAAUUUGAAAGAAGUGGCACAGAAGGCCAUGGAAAUGUGUUUGUACGUGCUAAAGGAAAGCAACAGAAGUAGCUUCGACAGCUGCAGUGGCCAGGAAUAGUGUAUCAGUAGUAUCCCAUAUUACCUUUCGGGAUUGUCGCGUGCACAUUUUAUCCAACAACCUUUCUCAAAAUAGCUGUAACCCUCUCUGUACACUGACUAAGUCACAGACCUGUAAGAUUUAAUUUUCUUUGUAUCCCAGUUAGCUAAACCUAGAGAAUUAUUUAUUUUGUUUAAUUAUUUAUUUAUUUAUUGCUUAUUCUUGUCUCUUCGCUUUUUUGCUAGCUGCUGACUGCCCUGAGCCCUCAGUCCCAUCCAAUGGUCAACUGAUUGGACUCCAGCGGAAAAAUGGUGACACGAUUCGAUAUGAAUGUGAUGUUGGUUACAAGUUGGUUGGGCAGUCUUAUGCAAUUUGUGAGAGUGGGGCCUGGAACUCGCCAACCCCUUCUUGUACCCGUAAGUAAAAGCUCUCAUUAGAGAGCUUAAACAAAGGCGUCUUUGAGCGACACACGUCAGUCAGAAGGCACUUUUCUUUUUUAUAUGCCUUGAUGCCUACAAAUGUAAAUUGCUAAGUAGCUUGUAGAGACGAUUCCCAUCCCCCCCCCCUCCUCACCCCCUCAUAUCAAAAACUUCUGCCCAAGAAUGCAAAAAGUUCACCUGCGUCACUCACGUCACAUCAGUUUUUUAUUUUCAUUGUUUUCGGAUUUGAAUUCAUUUGAUAACACGGUACCUAUGUUGCUGUACAUUGUCAAAAAUGUACCACUGUUCUGAUAAUGUGUUCGUCUAUUUCAAUUCUUAAUUGAUACUUUGAAAAGCCUGCUUGAAGCCACUAAGCAACUAGGGGUAGGGUACCGUAAAAUUCCGAAAAUAGGCCCCUCCAAAUAUAACCCCCCAAACUCGUAACGCAAAAAAAACUCUCCGUUAAAUCGCCCUUCCAAACAUAAGCUUGUACUUGGAAAAUUGCCCUCAAAUACAAAGUAAAACAAAGCAAAAACGGUAAAUUUACUUCCAACUAUAAGGCUAGCCCAAUCGAUUUCGAAACGCAAAUUUCCCUCCGUAUAUAAGCCCCUCUAAAAAUAAACCCCUCAAAAAGGGCCUUUGAAAAAUAUAAGCCACGGGGCUUAUUUUCGGAAUUUUACGGUAUAUAAAACGACAAGCAACUUGAAGACGGUUUUUUCCUUGUUUUAAGAUGUUGUAAGGAGAAAAGUGGCGACCGUGGAAAACGUAAUGAAAUUAAUAAUCCAUCUCAACUACUCUCAGGCCCUUGAUGAUUGCCUAGGGAAAAAAGUAGAUGUCUUAAUGGCUUACUGAAAUGUGUUUUAUUUUUUAUUUUUUUUUUUUCUAGUGGUAAAUUGCGGUGCCCCUCCAGCAGUACCUAACGGCAUAAUCCACGGUACAGACUACUCUUACAACGCCAAGGUAACCUAUUCUUGUGUUGCCUCAAACUUUAAGUUGUCAGGUUCACAGGAGAGAACUUGUCAGGGAGAUGGGUUAUGGAGUGGAACACAACCUGCUUGUCUGGGUAAGUUCUAAGUGCUUGUAUAAAGUUGAUCUACUCACCAAUAAACAUUUUGCCGAAAAGCAUCGUUUAAAAAAGCUGUUCGAACCACUGUCUGAGAAACUGUCAAAAAAACAGCGAACACUGCCCAACAAAUUGUUCACAAGUCUAUUACUAAUCUAUCUUUGCUUUUCAGAAGCAUGCAUGAAACCCACCCACACUUUGGGAGUUCGGGGGUGGGCAGCAAACGAAAUUUUCGUUCUUCAACUUUACCCGCUUCUUUCGCAUUUCUUGAACCCUUUAUUAUUGUUAUUAUUAUUAUUAUUAUUAUUAUUAUUAUUAUUAUUGUUAUUAUUAUUAUUAUUGUUAUUAUUAUUAUUAUUAUUAUUAUUAUUAUUUUUAUUAUUAUUAUUAUUAUUAUUAUUUUUGCCGGGCAUUUGCUAGGCGUCCUGACUUCGGUGAGAACUGUUUUCACACAGCUACUGACUUUUAGCAAUCACAGUGGAUCAAGAUUUUCAUUGGAUUAUACUCCAUCAAAGAGGCAUGAUUUGUUUGGCCAUUUAAUCUCGAUGUAAUUGAACCGAAAUCAUUUUGGUAUGGUUUGAAUGUCUUCUUUCUCCUGCAAAAGUCAGGUGGUUAAAUUACUGCUAUUCACGUUUGAGAGUUGUAUGCCCCAUUCUUCAGUUUGAUUGUCCUACCUUUUUUUCGUACCAUAAUAUAUGCAACCUACCUAACGGUUGUUUUUGAAUUUUUCGUAUAGAUUAGUGACAAACAAGGCAGCUGUAAAAUCUACAUGAGUUCUCAAAAAGUAAUAUUUUGAAUCUUGUUUGUCCCUUUUAUUGGCAGAGAACUCCUGCGGUAACCCUGGUACACCUACCGACGGAAAGAAGACUGGCGAGAACUAUCAAUAUGGUGACGUAGUUACCUUUACAUGCAAUGAAGGUUACAAUCUUGUUGGAUCCAGCUCCAGAACAUGUAAAACAGACAAUAACUGGGAUGGAACACAACCAACCUGCCAAAGUACGUAUAUUUCAUUGACUGAAGUAGUUUUUGCAUUAAGUUUAGACAGAUAAGAAUCUGCAUGUGCUGUAAACCUUAGUACGUGUAAGUGGCCCAGGAACCUCUAGAAAAAUGAGUGGGACUGAGACGAAUAUGAAGUGGAAAGCUUUAUGUAGGUUAAGUAUGUUAAACAAGUCAAUAUUAAGAAUGGAACAUACAUGAGUGCUUUUACAAACGACACCAGUAGCACCCACAUUUCCUGGAUCGCGUACUGAUUCUUUUGUAGGAUUAAGAAGUGAGCGUAAUUGUAAAAACUGUCGAAUUCUUGAAAAAGGUGUGACUGAUCUUCUGUAAGCCGUCGAAAUUCGCUCGUCUUUCUCGAGCUCACAGAAUUACUUCCGGAUUUAUUAGCAAAAUUCGUCGUAAACUGUCAAUAAAGCCGAAUUGGCUUACCUUGCGGCAAGAGCUAUUCAUUUCUCGGUAACUCUCAAACACAUUGAUAAUUUCAUUUCUUUUUGCAGCUUGUGGCGUGAUGCCUUAAAAACAACAAGAUUUCAUGUAAUGAAAUACAAAUCACCGAUCAGUGCCCGUCAACCGGCCAAAGUGAUAUUAGAAAUUUUUUCUUUGCUAUCAUUUUGUAGUUAUCAAUUGCGGUGACCCUGGUACUCCUGCCAAUGGAGAGAGAGUAGGAUCUGAAUUUACCUACGGCAAGACUAUAAUUUACGACUGCGACCCAGGCUACCAGCUGUCGGGUUCCAGAACUCGAACAUGUCAGCUAGAUGGAUCAUGGUCUGGUUCAGUUGUCUCUUGUACUGGUAAGUCAAUUGCGUAGGAACUGAAGCAUUCCCUUUUAAAGAGAUACUCAAUUCUUUCAACGUCAAUGACAUACGUUUUAGGAAUGUUGAUCAACGAGUAUUGGAGCUCUAAUUGUCCAAACAGUCAGAACUUAUUGAACGGAAUAUAGCCUAUUUGAACGUUCAAGGCGGCAUGCACUUUUCAAUUUUGUUAAACAGAGCUGCCAAAUUUGUAUAUCUUUUCUAUUAUUGUUUUAUUUUAUAUAUUUUUAUGUAUCAGUUGCCAUGAUCAUCGCACUCUUCUUUAUAUCAAUAAUGCCAGUCUUUGAAUGUUGGGAUCACUUAAUGCAAAAUGUAAGGCCAUCCCAGCAACAAAAUACGUUUUCUAUCUUCUGAAGACCGAUUAAUUUUUUUUCCCUUGGACACCGCUAAUAGAACUAAUUUCAAUGGCUUCCGUUUUACUGUCCCUUGAGCAACACAUCAUAGCAUCGCUGCUUACUCUUUAAUCCUUGUGAUCUUACUUUUUCAAAAAAUAAAUUACUACGCAGUUGCGUCCUGCGGUGCCAGCCUUGUUGGUCCUUCUGGAAGCUUUGGCUCACCAAACAACCCCAACAGUUAUCCAGACAAUGCUUACUGUCGUUGGAAGAUAAGCGUACCUGCUGACAAGAAAGUCUUGGUAACGUUCAAUUCAUUCAAGACGCAGAAGGGUAACGAUGUGGUCGAGAUUUACGACGGUUCAUCGAAACAACUUAUAACAACGCUCUCUGGAGUUUACAGCAGUGCUGUGGCAUUUGCAUCUGAGAGCAAUUCUAUCGACAUACGGUUUAUCUCCGACUCUAGUGAAAACUCUGAGGGAUUUUCCGCUUCUUACCAGCAAGUCAGUAAGUAAAAAUCAUAUUCCGAUUGACAGUUCUCACAAAAGUACUUAGAGUUUGAAAGGGGAGGUCCUCAACCCGCAUUCUUGCUUCUUUUUACGAGAAUUCCUCGUCCCGAACUACCGUCGUUGGCUUGCAAUCGUUUCUCUUUCUCAAUCCUGCAUCCUGUGCGCAGAUUUUGGUGAAUUCCGCUUCUCGGGUUGCAGCCAAAUCCCUUAUACCGUGCGUUAACGUUUUCCGAAUCCUGCAUUGUAUUUUGGUCACAUCCCGUAUCCCGCUAAUACCUUUCCAGACCCGGGGUACUUUUAGUGACUUUCAGAUGCCAUGAAAAUCCAAGUAGAACCAACUGUAUGUUAACCCAUGAUCUUGAUGGUAACUUUAAACGUGUAAAAUCAUAUAGCCAUGCGUACGUUUAUUUUCUUUUUGCCAAAAAUUCAUUGCUAGGAUAUCCAGGUGAGUAAUAUUUUAAAUAGUAUAUUUUAUUUCUUACCACGUUGAAUCAUAGUUAGUAGAGGAGACUGGUUAUGAAAGCCGACAAACGUCAAAGUUGAAAACAAUGGUGCUGUUGUUUACGUUUGAAGCUCGCUGGCCGUACACAAUCCUUUGUUUUUUGUUCACAAGUUGUAACUGAAUAAAUUAAUGCGAUGUCUAUUGGUCAGUAAAUUCAAAAUAUAGGAAUGCUAUUGAACGUUGCGCACGGUCAGGUCCAAAAAAGCUAAACAAAGGAGUUUCAUUACCAUUCCCCUUUAAUAACCAUGGUUGAAUAUGAAAUUGGAAAGGAGUUUUUGAAUCGACAAGAAGCUAAUAUAUUUUCCACCACAAUUGUGUUGAAAACAACUGUUUCUCUGUUCUCUUAUUUUCUUGCCAUGAGCCAAUUCAUUUUGAAAAUGUAAAACUGUAUGAUCUGAGUUGGUUUGGCUCAGCUGAUUCCGUUAUUGUUGGGCCUUUGUAGUACUGCUGGCAUUCUAGGUCUGUUCUGUUCUAAAAACUUGCAAUUCAAGGUACAGGAAUGUGGAUCUCACGGGCGGUGCUCUAGAACGUUUUAAAAGACCAUACCUUACCUUUGCCAUUCUAACUUAUGACAGCCCUUCUUUGGCAGGCAUAAUUAUAUUUUGCAAAUCAUGAAUCACGCUGGGAAAAAAAAGUGUUAAAAAUCGGCCACAAAUUUUUCCAAACUAUUCUUUUAAAAUAUGCAUGGAAUAUUACCAAUAUCUCUUAAAAUUAAUUAUAGAAGGCAAUGAGUUGAAACUUCGCGUUUCUCAAGUUAUUGUUUCAAAUUCUUCAUUUUUUGGAUUAGUACUGUGCAUCACCAAAAAGCCCAUUUUGUGACGUCAUCAGUUGUAACGUCACAAAAAUGAAGUUUGAGAAUUCAAAUCGGACAAGUUUUUCGAUUUUGUGUGUACUGUAUUUCUGCAUAGUAUCACAGUUUUAGGUUCCAAACUUUUGAGGGAGAAACUUUUGGGAGUUUUGAUUUUUUAAUUGGCCAUCAGAGAGUCACGUGACUGGUAACCAGAGGAACAGUUAAUUUUAAAUAUUCUGGAAUCAGGUAUUUUUGCUUGUAUCAAUUUCAGAAACAUGCCUUUAAAGGAAACAAAGCUAUAGCCCCAAGAAUUCCAAAAAUGUUUGUGCCCAUCACGCCCCCACGGAAUCUGUUGGCCGCUCAGCUUGAAAAAAAAACAGCGUGAAUUUGAUAUUUGUUAUUAUUUGCAGCGGAGUUUGCUUUGUAUGGAUAUCUUCUUGACUCUUUCCUAGCUCACAGUUCAAAAUGGCAGAUCUAAAAUCAACCUCGUUCCAAGGAUCUCUCUCUUAUCCGUUGAUUGUUGUUUCGCACCAUCAAUGGGAAUCUGAAUUCCGGGAAAAUACAGUUCAAAGGAUCCGGAAUCCCACUAAUGAUUGGAAUCCGGAAUCCAAGUUUCACUGUCUGAGAAUCUGGAAUCUAGUACCUGGAAUCCGAAAUCCACGGCGUGGAAUCCAGAAUGCAAGACUGUCUUGGAUUUUCCUUUCUUAGAGCGAGUCAUUAAUUGGUCUAAAUAUUCUCCUUUCCUUUCAGCGUGUGGUGGUUUAAUCACGGCACUCGAUGAAACCGUCAUGUCACCCAACUAUCCCAGCGAUUAUCCCAACAGUGUUACGUGUGUAUGGGCUAUUAAUCCUGGACAGGCCUUCCAGCUUGAGUUUGAACGGUUCCACACCGAGUCUGGAUACGAUCUGCUAAAGGGUUACUCGUCUCUUACGUCUUUUACCGGUAAGUACUGCUGUAAUCAUAUGGCAUGAGUUCAGAAAAUCAAUUAAGGAAUAAAGGAAUAGAAAAUGCUAUACCUCCGUCACGGACUACUGCGAUAUUUAAUGCUUUUAGUCACUUAAACAAAAUGCAUUUUUUCAUAGACCUCUACAUGAUACUGAAUUUGCCUUGAACACUAUUAUUAGAGUCAAAGUUAUCAGUAUUUAAAAAGAAGCGUAUUUUUGCGAAAAAUACAAUACAAUUAAAUUAACAAAAAACAGAACAAAAAAAGGAACUUCGUCGGUUGAUUAAUCGACCUUUCUAGACAAUCGCAAUCUUCGUGACAUCAGGGUAAAAAACCGUUUGUAUGACAUUUACGCAGGUAAGUUUAAAUACAUGUUGCUUAAAAUCAAGUACAACUUCUUAUCGAGUUCAAAAUAUAAGGCGCUUCUGAGAAUUGCAAAGUUGACGAAACAUGAACUGUGAGUUUAAUGAACGAAUUAGAGUUUUAACAUGACGUCAGGUCCGCAAUUUUGGUGUCCCAGAGCAGAUAAAGAACGGCCAUGUUGGUGACCAUGUGAAAUUUGUCCAUUUGGACUUGGAGUCAAACUUUUUUCAUGUGUAAAAACGUCCCUGUGUUCGGAUAAAUUAGUAAAGCUGUUGGCCACGUGUACGAAAACGGUUUACAAGGCUGAUCAUUUUUUUUAAAUUAAUUGUUUUAUGCAAGAUAAGCAUUUGAGAAUGAUUAAGCUGACUAUUUGGUAACAGCUUCAUUUGUGUUCAUUUUCGUUCCAUGUGAAAUCCACUCACUUUUUCAGUAUCCAUGCAAAUUUAUUGCAACUUUUGAAAGCGUUUACGUAAAGCUACGUGCUAAAAGACGCAACUAACAAUGUUGGGAUUUGUUGCGUCCGUGUUGGCAGUGUUGUGCAAACGGAAACAACAAGUACCAAUAAUGUUGGGACUUGCGGUGCAUGGUGGGAAGGAUACAACACAUAAGACUUUGGAGACCAUGUGUAAUGUGCGUAAGCGGCGCCAACAGUGUUGAAAGAGUUGUGCAAACGACCCAAAAUUGUUGCGCGCCACGCUUCGGCGAUCACGGAAAAAGAGAAAUGUUAGGAGUUGUUUGCUCAAGAGUUUGACCGCUUUCAAACUUUGCUCAACAAAUCCCAACAACACGCAACAGCGUGUGCAAACGGACGUAACUUCUAACAUCCAACAAUGUUUCGCCCGCUCGCACGAGGCUUAAGAAAUUAGUUCAAAUCCCAUAGGAUUUGCUCGGUACACCAACAUGGCCGCCGCUAAAUUGUUUUGGAACACCAAUAUGGCCGCCUUGACGUCAUGUGAAAAGGCUCCAUAACACCGGCCUUUUAAUCAAGUAGCUAGCGUCACGCUUUUUUAAUAUCCCCUCACGUCGUUAGUAAGCUCUUGUUUGACCACCCUUUAUCUACAACGCGCUUUAAAUUCUCUUAAACACAAAAGCGUGUAAUAUAAUUGCAAGAUGAUGGCUUAAAUAUCUCGCACUACUUACUAUAUUUAUCAGCUGUAACAACUACAACAACAACAACAACAACGACCACAAAAUAGCCAAUUCAAUGUGACCUAAUUCGGAGUGGUAUGAGCUGUAAUUGGGUCGCAGUCGGUUUGGAUUGUUUUCAUUGAUAGACAUUACUAGUACGGUUGCCUUGUUGCGUCAGUUAACUUGAUCGACUGGGCAAAGAAACUGGCACCACCCAUGCGAUAAAAUUUAGCAAGUCUUAACUAAUUCAGUUUUAAAGUGAGUUAAAAGUCAUAUCUUGUCCUCUACGUUUUACAGGUAGCGAUCUAAUCUUCGAUAUUGAUGGUGAAAGAUUCGCCCUCCAAGCAAUCCAGGCCCCCACUGGCGUGAUGUACCUCAAAUUUACAUCCAACAAUGCAGGGACCGCGCCUGGAUUUAAAGCAACCGUAAAGAAAUACCAAGUUAUCGUUGGAAAGAAGAAAUAGUUUCUCGCAGAGAAGGAAAUGGAAUGGAAUAUAACAUAUUAGUCUGGAGUAAUUUAAACUCGCCUUAGAAAACCUAAUAAAAUCUUAUGGUUAUAUAACGAUGUCUAUGGAGG